This is a messenger RNA of Hemicordylus capensis (graceful crag lizard), 10091 nucleotides long. RefSeq names its product ST8 alpha-N-acetyl-neuraminide alpha-2,8-sialyltransferase 5 (gene ST8SIA5). The transcript has 8 exons. Gene Ontology annotation, molecular function: alpha-N-acetylneuraminate alpha-2,8-sialyltransferase activity. Lineage: Eukaryota; Metazoa; Chordata; Lepidosauria; Squamata; Cordylidae. The record is from RefSeq and is a predicted model, not a curated record. Bases 158 to 1390 code for a protein of 410 amino acids. Gene Ontology annotation, biological process: oligosaccharide metabolic process; N-glycan processing.
CGCCCACAGGCUGGUGAGCGUCUCCUGCCGCCGCCCCCACCUUGGCACGAGUCCCGCCUAAAGAGGAUGAGCGGGAGCCCCCUCCGAGCACGAGCGUGACGGAGAUUGCCGCCUUUCCUUCCAGCCCCCUCGCCAGCCGUUCCCAUUCGCUGCCAGGAUGGGAUACUCCGACCCGACUUCCAGCAGGGAUUUGCUGGGGAACCGAACUUUGCUUUUCAUCUUCAUUUGCGCCUUUGCCGUGGUCACGCUGCUGCAGCAGAUCUUGUACGGCAGAAACUAUUUCAAGAGUGGGCUGCAGUUUAGCUGGCAGAGUGGCGAGGAAAUGGCCAACUGGACCGGCAGCCUCAAUUUCACGGACGGCGGAGCUCUGAGGAAUGGCAGUGAUCCAGGCACCAGGUACUUUGAAUUUUAUGAAGGUCCUUUAGAGUUCAACUCCACAAAAUGCCUUGAACUGAGGCGGGAUAUCAUUGAGGUGAAGGUGCUCUCAAUGGUGAAGCAGUCAGAAUUGUUCGAGAGGUGGAAGAAUCUACAGAUGUGCAAAUGGGAAAUGAAUGUCACCGAAGCCAACUUUUUCAAGUCUACUUUGUCAAGGUGCUGCAAUGCCCCGGCCUUCCUCUUCACCACCCAAAAGAACACUCCUUUGGGAACGAAGCUGAAAUACGAAGUGGAUACAAGUGGGAUCUUUCACGUCAACCAAGAAAUAUUCAGAAUGUUUCCAAAGGAGAUGCCAUACUAUCGGUCCCAGUUUAAGAAAUGUGCGGUGGUUGGGAAUGGAGGAAUUCUGAAGAGCAGCCGAUGUGGCCGGGAGAUCAAUGGUGCAGAUUUUGUAUUUCGAUGCAAUUUGCCUCCCAUUUCUGAGAAAUACACUGUAGACGUUGGUGUAAAGACUGACAUCGUGACAAUUAAUCCCAGCAUAAUUACUGAAAGGUUCCACAAGCUGGAUAAAUGGAGGAAGCCCUUUUUUGACGUCCUGCAAGUCUACGAAAAUGCCUCGGUGUUGCUCCCUGCCUUCUACAACACGCGUAACACGGACGUCUCCAUCCGGGUCAAGUAUGUCCUGGAUGACUUUGAGUCCCAGCAGGCUGUCUACUAUUUCCACCCGCAGUAUCUCAUCAACGUCUCGCGCUACUGGCUGAACCAAGGGGUUCGGGCCAAGCGGAUCAGCACCGGCUUGAUCCUGGUGACCGCAGCCUUGGAGCUGUGCGAGGAAGUGCACCUUUUUGGCUUCUGGGCCUUCCCCAUGAACCCCUCAGGGAUCUUCAUAACCCACCAUUACUAUGACAAUGUCAAACCUCGACCAGGAUUCCAUGCCAUGCCUUCCGAAAUCUUCAACUUCCUUCAUAUGCACAGCAAGGGGGUUCUGCGGGUUCACACGGGCGCCUGCAGUUGACGAGGACCAGCCGUUUAAUUGAUCAUGUGUUGUGCGCAGAGAAAGGAGGAGCCAGCACAACAGGAACUCUGGGUCUGGAGAAUCCAUUCACGUGGCGGUUUUUGCGGUGAAAGAGUCACCUCAGAAGAAGGGGAGUUCACUCCCUUUCCGAUAUUCAUGUUUUAAAAUGCUCUUGUGAAAGUGGCCCCCGUGGGAGGAACUAAGUUGCCACGUUCUGGAAAAUCACUCACAGCUGUGUGAAUUAGCUCUAGAUGUUCAGUGUCGAGGAGUUUUAUCACAGUGAGAGUUUUAUGCAAUAAUGUCCAUUUCCUCAAUGGCUUUGUGUUCCUUAAUGGCUGGGGUGGCCUGCUCCUGUCCCUGCUCUCUAUGUAGGGUUACUGUCAUUUGGGUGAAGCAGGUCUUAUCCAUCACACAGAUCUACUCACUGCCCUGGAACCCAUCAUGAGCAAAGAAGCACAUGAUCUAUAGGUCCUAGACUAGAAAUAGAGCACAUUACCAUAGUGAUUCAUUAUUAUUUCACCUCUAAGAAAGCAUCAAACCUGAGUGUACUUGACAAAGUAGAGGAUUCUAGCCAAAUGGUUCUCAAAACUGUGGUACUAAUACACUCUGGAGAGAGAGUACAUUAUCACUCAUGAGGGGAUUGUUCAGAAAAAUCCUGGAGAGCAGGGGUUCACCUUGGGUCUCCAAAAGGGGUCUGCUCGAAAUGGAUUUUUUGUUUCAUUUUGAGCUCGAAAUGAAAUACAGAAUGUUAGAAAUGUUUCAUCGAAACAGUGGCAGAGUGUUUCAGAGUGGCAGAAACUUUUCAAGUGUUUCAUGUGUUCUGGCCAUAGGGAACAAUGCGGAACUCGAAACACUCCAUUGUUCCCAUGGGGAGCUCCUAGGGACACCAAAGUGGGUUGGGAUGUUAGGGCAUGAUGGGUGCUACCUACCACUCAACCCACAAAAGAAAUGGGCAAGCAGGCGAUUUUUCUUUUCUUUUUUUAAUCUUCCCCCCCAAACCCCCAUCGGAUCCUAUGGGGAAAGGUUAAAAAAAACUUAAUCACCCACUUGCCCAUUUAUUUUGUAGGUUGGCUGGUAGGUAGCACCCAUCAUGCUGUACUACCCAACCCAUUUGGGUGUCCCUAGGAGCUACCCAUGGGGAACAAUUGGGUGUUUUGUGUUUCCCAUUGUUCCCUGUGGCUGGAACAAGCGGAAUGCACAAUUUUGCAACCCUGCCUUGAAAAACACUGCAGAAGCACACAGUGAAAGGGAAUCUGUCCUUGACACAGAUUUCAAAGGCAGUCCAAAAAUAGCCCCCCCCAAUCACUGACCCAGAAUCCACUGCCAGCCACAGUGUUUAUGCUGCAGUAACAUCAAUGGCACAUUUGUUUAUUCAUUUAUUUGAGAGAAUAAUAAUUUCUCAAUAUUUUGAGACUAAUUUGAGAGAUUUUUUAAUCUCUCACACACAAUUGUGACUCCUUAUGUUCCAAGCAUUGCAACAGCAGCCACAACAGCACCCUUAGCAGCAAGCAUAGCCAUAAGCUCAACUAGAGCAACUUCAGCCACGUUUUGACUGAGUACAACACCUUGCAAUGCAGAUUGCAGAACAGAUCAGAGGAGUAAGUGAAGCACAAGUUACUAUCAAGGCCAGACAUGGAGCUUAUCACAGCAGUCACCAAGAAAUAUUACAUACACACACUGUCCAUUUCUUGCCACAACACUGUCUCACAAACAAAACAAACCACAACUCAAGAAAGGCAGGCACCCAAGUUCUGCCUUUGUCAAUCUGAGAUCCAUCAAAACCAGAUAGUUAUAGCAUCAAUAGCACAGCAAGCAUAUUAUACUCAGUACUGAUAAAAGAAAACCACAAAAUCAAACCUUCCUCAGUUCCUUCCUCCUCUCCUGAUGUAAGGGCUCUCCUCUCUCUGCCUCCUAGUCCCUCUGAAUACAUUUUGAAAUUUCCGCCAAAAGUGUUCACCCUCCCUUCCCCCAGCCAAUGGGGGGCACAGUUGCUCAUGACAACACGUGAUUUGGAUGCUAACAAGCCAACAAAGAAGCAAGGAGAUUGCAAGCCAGUGGGAAUCCAGUUCCAGAACACCAAUCAGCAAGGGAAAAACAGACCACCAAAAUGGUGCUCGAAGCACGUGAAAUGUUUUGAGGUGAAACUGAGUCGUUCUGUUUCGAGCUCAAAACAUGCCCAUUAUUUUAAGGGCAUUUUGGUUUGAUCUCGAAACAUUCAAAACAGUCCAGAAGCAUUUUCCACAUCCCUAGUCUCCAACUGUUGUUGGACGACAACUCCCAUUAUCCUCAGCCACAAUGGCCUGUGGCCAUUGUGGCUGGAGAUGAUGGGAGUUGUCGUCCAACAACAGCUGAGGACCCAAAGUUGAGAACCUCUGCUGGAGGGGAAGUUUUCAUUGUACUUUGUCUGCAAUUCCAUCUGCUUUCAUGGUGGUUUCUCAGCGGUAUUACUGGUAUGAAGAAUCUGGCCCAAUGGUCCUUGAAAGGAUGCACAAAUAGGGACACAAGAAGCUGCGUCUACUGAGUCUGACUAGUGAUCCACUUAGCUCAUUGUGGUCUACUUUUACUGGCAGUGACUCUCCAAAGUUUCAGGCAGGAGUCUGGAGAUACCAGGGAGUGAACCUGGGACCUGCAUGCAAAGCAGAUGUUCUACCACUGAGUUACAGCCCUUCCCCCUAUUUACAGUAUCUCCUCUUUCAGGUUGCACCAAGCAAACCAUGUGGAUUGGUUACCACUUAAGAUACAGGCUACUUGUCAUACUGACGAUCCUGGGAUUCAAGAGGGAUAAAAGGAUGCAUUCCCCUUCAGAGCUUAGAACUGUGUUUCGGAUCCACAUUUACAAUUAUGAGUGCAGUUCUAAGAGGUAGUAGUUCAUUCGUUUGGAGUAAAAGGGUGUGCCUGAAAAGGAAUUUGCAAAAUAGAUGCAGAAACAAGCGGUGGCCAUGCUAUAGGGAUAAUGUAUGAGGCAGCACUAGAUCAGGGAUCAUGAACGUGCAUGCUUGCAUCUGCAAUGCCAGACACAACUACUGUUGCAUUUGAAACUAGAUAGAUAGAUAGAUAGAUAGAUAGAUAGAUAGAAAGGAAUUUCUGACCUCAAAUUCCACACGCCAAGGAAAUACAAAUGUUAAGGGACAUUUCCCCUGUAUUCCUGGUAUAUUCCAAGCUCUCAGUAAUGGUGAUCGCAGGGUGGUUUUGUGCUGUCAUGUUAUUCCCUUGACAAUUGCCCUGUCAUCUAAAGUAAUCCCCACAUGGUAACUAGCAAGGUAGUUUUUCCUAGCACAUAAGAGCCUCCUUGAGCUGUCAGUGAUGAGAUUGUUACGAUCUUCCUUGUGGUGAUAUUAUUAUUACCAUGUGAAUGUAUUGUUUGCAGGCUAUCUGGCUCCACCAGUGGUUUGGGGGCUCAUCAGGAAUAUGAGAAUGUUCCUUACUGUGAGACAUAGGGCCUAAUUCACCAGGAAGUGUUCCUGCUCAAGGCCCAUCAGAACAAACAGGAGCUGUGCACAAGAGCAGUAGCCUCUUUCAUUUCAAUGGGGUUCCUGCAGGAGAUGUUCUCAAUCGAUUUUGCCCACACGGCAAUGAUUUUCAAACUUCAUGCCUUCAGGAAACACUUUCUGCAUUGACUUUGUCUGUAGAGUUUGUGCUAAACAGCUCCUGCGUGUUGCAAAGGAUUUGGGGGCAUAUCUGAGGGCAGGGUUUCUCAUCUUUGAGUCCCCAGAUGCUGUUGAACUGCAACUAUCACCAGCCCUAGCCACAAUGACCAUUGUGGCCAGGGAUGAUGGGAGUUGUAGUCCAACAACAGCAACAGGGGUCCCAAAGUUGAGAAACCCUGUUCUAGGAUAUACACUCAGCUCAGAGACUGGCCUUUUAGGCCUUCUUGAUCAAGAGCAGGGUCCAGCAUUUAUGAUUUGUUUGGCACAUUUCUGUAGAACCCCAUAUGCAAAUCUCUGUGUGGCUCACAAUCUAAAAACACAACAAUUAAAUUGGACCCAGCAGCCCUUUGUGGCUGCAGGAGAAGAUCAGCAGUGAUGGGCAAGUUGUCUUUCAGGAAAACCUCUUUGCUCAUUGAGGAACACCCAACAAGUGUCUGGGGUGCUAUGGGGCUUCCUAGCAAACCAUUUACAGCCACCCCCUUAGGAAAAAUGACAGAGAGCAUUUGUAAAUAGAUAACUAGAUAUCCAUGUUGUUGAUGUUACUGAAAGUUAUUUUUCAUGAUGCAACUGCCAUGUUUGUUGGCACUGUGGAAGCAAACCAUGGGCUAUGGGGGAGAGGUCUACGUUUCCAGCCAAUGUCCAUGAAACCACUCCCUUAAUGAAGCAGCAGCCUCUGGGUGGCAGCUGUGUUGUGAGAAGCGGCCCAGGGUGUUCCUUUUGAAAGCCAUAAAUAUUCUCAGUGUAAGUGUGAGUCGAUGGAUAUUCAUUAUUAUGAAUCUCAGUCACUGUGAAAUGUACCUAGCAUGUCAAAGGGGUUAUACAUGGCUGCAGAAGACAGCACUUUGGAUAGAUCUUUAAUUUGUAUUUUUGUUCAACUGCACUGAGUUGGAUGGGGCCCUGAAGCAGAUCCAAAACAUAUUUGCAAUGAAUUGUCUUUAUGAGAUGAGCGGGCUAGAAGGGACACUGCAACAUCCUUCCUGAAGCUAAGUAGGUUUGGGGCUGGUCAGUGUCUGGAUGGGAAACUCCCUGGGAAUCUUACGUACUCUGUCUUGAGCUCCAUAGAAGAAAGGCGGACUAGAAACGUGAUUUAUAAUACUGUUGCAAGGAUCUCCUGGGGAAAAGCAAUGUACAUUGCAUGUGGGCAAUUCUACGGGUAAUGGAAUCAGGCAGUUUACCACUUUUCCAUUGACUGUAACCAUAAGCAGUUUUUCAAGUUGACAUGAUAUAUAUCCACUGGCAAGAGAACAUCUGCUAUGAGGUCAUAUUUAUACAAAAUCCUUCAAUAGUAUAAAGAGCAUCUGAAACAUGCAAAAUAUGUCAGAAACAGGCUCAGAAACAAUGUCUAAAAAUUCUGAUUCCAUUACCGACGCAUUUUUGCACGUUUCAGACAUCUAUUGUUUCUUUGUUUGUUUGUUUGCAUUUUAUAUCCCGCUCUUCCUCCAAGGAGCCCAGAGUGGUGUACUACAUACUUAAGUUUCUCCUCACAACAACCCUGUGAAGUAGGUUAGGCUGUAAAAAUAUGACCUGACAGCAGGAGAUUUUCUCAUGCCAGUGGGUAGGUAUAUAUAAUAUCAACUUGAAAAUUUACGAAUAGCUGUAGUCGUUGAGACAGUGGAAGCCUGCCUGAUUCCACUACCCUUGGAAUUGCCCCUGUGCCCACACCUCUGCAGAAUACCUGUCAGUGAGAGCCAGGUGUCCCCGUUUCAGGGCUGCUUCCCCCUUGCAACAGCACUGUUUCCCAAUGCAGUGCGUUACUUGUCUCUAUAGGUGUAAUGCUAUAUAGAAGAAAAUAAAGGAAUAUAUUUAGGGAAACCAUCCAGGCAGGAGCUCAAGACUGAUCCACAAGCCACUGAGAAUCAAGUUGGAUCUUCUCUGCAUAGUCCCACCCUUCAUCUGCAUAGCCCCUCCCACAGUUCUCUGGUUUCUUGGCUAUGUUACAGUAGGGCUUCUCCGCCUUGGGUCUCCAGAUGUUGAACUAAAACAUCCAUCACCCCCAGUUUGUGACAGCCAAAGACCAACAAAAGCAGGGGACUCAAGGUUGGGAACUCCUGCAUAGUAGGGGUGUGCACAAACAAAAGACUGUGGCUCGGCUCAAAUUCAAAUCAAAUUCGAGCCGAACCGGCCGGUGCAGUCUGUUCGACUGAACCGGUUCAGGCGGUUAAUACUUGUAAAGGGGAAUCCAGUGAGGAUUCUCUUUUACAAGCAAAGGGGGUCCUAGAAUCCUCUAAGGGUGAGAGCAGCAAAAGAGAGAAAUGUAUUUCUCAGAUGCAUACAGUGGAUGCAGGGAGGCACCACAUGGGCAGCUUCCAAAGCAGAGCAUUGUAUGUGCUUGGGGCUGUGCUGGGGGGUGGAGCUAGCUGUCACGCCUUCCCAGUAAGAACAUUUCUACUUCUCUUGCCACCCCUGCCUGCCCGUUCACUGCCGAACUGGUCCACCCAAACAGAGUUUGGUCCGGUUCAAUGCAGACUGAACUGCCCCCCUGGAUUGGUCCAUAAUCUAGCUGCCGAACCAGCCCGAGGCGAACCAGUUCAGCAGCGAACAGUUUGUGCACACUCCUACUGCACAAAUGUGCAACAGAGCCUUAGGAACCAAUUUUUAUUGUAUUGGUUUGUAUGAACUAAUCAGUUUGUGCCAGUAUUAUCACAAGCUUGGCCUAAGGUAUGUUAGGCUUGGCCUAAGCAUGGCCUAACACAGGCUUGGCCUACGUAUGCAAGACCCGAUGCAAAAUGGUAAUGCACCUCCCCUAUUGUUUGCUUCCCCACUCAGCCCUAGAGCUUUCUUGAUCUAACAACCCCUUUCCCCGUGUGUCAGAGGGUUAUUGGCGGAGAGACCAGAGAGUCAAGUUACGUUGAGCAAGCACAUGAAUUCUGUAGCUUUCAUCUUUGUGUAGAAGAGAGGGUUUGGGCUUGUACAGUUUUCUCAUCUUUGCAGCACUAGAAAGCGGCAUUGGCAAAAAUCCCCACUUUCACCCCGCUCGUGAAGCGACAUUUUAAGUGCUAAGAGGCAGGCAAAUGGAAUUACAUUCUGCAACAUUAAACUAUUCAGGAAUCAAAAGUCAAAAUUUAUAGACAUAGGCUUUAAAUAUAAGAAUUGGGUGUUUUUUUUUAGUUUUUACAUGCAGAUUCAAAAUCUUGAGAAUGUAUGUUUGAAUGACGCCCCCUCAGUGGUGGAGGGAGGCCAGUGGCGGCCCAGGUCCAGCUCACCCCCGUGGCCCCCUAGCCCCACCCCUGUGUCUGAUGGCAGAUACUAAGCCACACACCCUGCCUCUGAUGGCAGACACAGGGGGCGUCGCUUUGCUUGCAAACAGGGCCCUGUGGCCCCAUUUGCAGGCAAAAUUCCUGGCCAGCAUCAUGUUCGCCGCAUGGCUGGAGUGGCUCCCCCUGCCUAAAAGACGGGGAGAGUUGCUCCUGGCCAUGUGGCAAACGCAGUGCUGGUUUAGCUUGCAACAGGGCCCCAGGACCCUGUUUGCAAGCACAAUCCUUGGCUAGUGCCCUGUUCGCAGCAUGGCCGGGAGCAACUCUCCCUGCCUUUUGUACAUCAGACGCAGGGUGUGUGGCUGGGAUGCCGGGCAUGGUCCCUGAUUGACGGCGGCCCAGGUUCUUUGAACCAGUUUGCUCAAUGGUUUGCUCAAUGGCAGUGGCGUAGCGACAAUGGAAAAGGGUGAUGUCCCCGGGCCAUCUGAAGAAGCCCCUCCACUGGAUGGGUGACAGCUUGCUCUUUGCACGUCCCCUUGCACCCCUCUGAAAGAGAAGAUGGCAGAGACCCAUCUUCACUUAUUGUCCCAGGUCCUACUCCAACCCGGCUAUGUCUCUGCCUUUUUAGAACAUUGGUUCUCAACCUUGGGUCCCCAUCCACAAUGGCCAAUGGGGGGGAUGAUAGGAAUUGUAGUCCAGCCACACUUGGGAACCCAAAGUUGGGAACCUUUGCUUUAGAAGUCCACUCAUAAAAACCCCAAGUUGUUCAGAACUACAAGUUUCUUGGAAUCAAAGAAUUAAUCCUAGUUCCUUGCAUCUCCCCAUGCAGUCACUUGGUGCUAGUGAUUAGUAACAAUUUAAUCUUCCCUUUUAACAAAUUGCUUUGUAGCUUUUGUGGCAUCAUAUUAUUCCUCAAAGCAUUCUCUGAACUCUCCUUCCAACUGCAAAGAUAGAAAAUCCAUGAUUUGCACUAAAUUAUUUUUGAAGCAAACUCGUGAUUGUUGUGCACAUCUUGAGAUCUGAACACUUUCGAGCUCUUACAUUUAAUGUUCAUAGAGCAGUACACAUGAUCUAUUCUCUACAUUUUACAGGGUUUAGUCCCUGUGUUGAAUUUUAAAAGAAACACUUGUACAGUCAUGAAAAUAUGUACACAUGUACCAACGUUUGUACAUGUGUACAAAAUAAUGUGUGAAUAGCUACCAUGGUUUUCUGGGAUUCUUGAUACUGUGGCUGCAUUUCUUGGAUGAUGAAAAAGGUACUUGCUGCUAAAUUUGGGAUACGAUACACGAACUUCUGGUUACUUUUUUGGUCUUUGUUGUGCAUUAUACCAGGGAGAGGCUAUUUGUGCUUUAAAAAAAAAAAUUAAACUCAUUUUAAUAUAAAGUCUGCUGUAUUCAUUAGAGGCCUUCAUAAAUGGAAAACGUAAAGGGAAGAGCAAUGCUGGUUAGAUCAACUUUCAGUUUGAGGGUAAUGGAUAACAUUGCCCUUCUGUUGUUAACACAACCUAAAGUGUUAAUUGAAAUACUACUUACAAUAAGUGUAAUUCAUAUUUCUUGAUCCCACUUAGGUAUGUGGAAGGAGGGAGGUGAACAGAACCCCCCCUUUUGUUUACAUCUCUUUUAUUAGCAAUAUUCUUUUUGUUGAAUAACUACUUGCUGAAGUCCUCAACCUUGUAAUUUUAUUACUUUGACGUGUUUUUCAAUUGACCGUAUGAUGUGAUAUCCUAUAAAUUGAUGUAAGCCAUAACUUUAAAAAACAGCAAUCAGGGUAUUUUUUCAUCAAUCACUGUGUCACUGUGUUUGGGAAACAAUUUAACAGUUAUCAAAUAAACCAGUCUGUCAGUUUCAUUUGAAAAAGAAA